ACACUGCAAGCACUGGGUGCUAAAGAAACUAUUAUAUCUGGUUACGUUUUUAGCCCUGAAAGACGCCUGAUUUACCUGGUUUUUAAAAUGGAUGUUAUGAGGAUUGAGGAAUGGAGCAAAGACGCAGAGGAGUUGAACGAGAAGCAGCACUCCAGAAUAGAGAGGGGGGAGCAGAACGAGUACCCAUCAAGUCUAGCACUAAUGGACAGCAGUGACCCACGCGCCUGGCUGGCUCCGGUGCAGACUGGCACCUGCGCGGCACACGCCGACUACCUGCUGCACUCGCCCAGCUCCAGCAUGGAAGGCGGGUCCCCCGUAUCCGGCCACAGCCCGAACUUUAGAAAGAGUUCCAAAACUCAGCUCAAAGUGCGGGAGUUGUGUCGGCUCAAUGGCUCAGUAAGCGUAGAGGAAGUCCGACAGAGAGCUCCAUCCAAACCCGGCAACGGUGUGCAGAAGCAGAGACGUCAGGCUGCCAAUGCGCGGGAGAGGAGACGGAUGCAUGGACUGAACCAUGCCUUUGACGAGCUGCGCAGUGUCAUCCCGGCUUUCGAUAAUGACAAAAAGCUAUCCAAAUAUGAUACCUUGCAGAUGGCGCAGAUCUACAUCAACGCACUCGCGGACCUGCUGCAGGGUCCGGGUGUUGACUCGCCAAAGUGUGACCUGUUGUCCGCCGCUGAGAGUCCCCGGGGAUCCUCCUCCACCACUUGCCGAAGGGGCACAAGCACGGGACUACCGGUUCAGCUCAACGGUAUCCCCUUCCCCUUCGAAGAUGGAUCGCUCUCUGCUUUGAUGGAGCAGGAGAUGCCCUCUCCGGCGGGGACACCCAUUUCCGGCUCAGAGAGCAGAAAGGGCUCCCCACGGUCGAACCGCAGCGACGGAGAGUUCUCCCCGCAUUCCCAUUACAGCGACUCUGAUGAGAUGCAGAUGGAGCUGCAGAGCGAAGACGAGCUUUCUGAACUCAAACUUCCCAGGCCCAGCCAUCACUCAUUUUGAAACUUCACCAUAGACUUUCCAAACGUGUCAAUCAUAUCUGAUGCUGACAUAACCUAGAUUUUAUAGGAUGAUAGAUUGCUCACCAAGAUCAUGUUGUUUUGUUUGAGAGUUUGAUUUGAAUCAACUGUUAGAUAAAGAUCGUUUUAUGUUAGAUAAUUCUGUUCUGCCAAUAGAAUUGACCGUCUUUUCGGGACAGGGAAAGACCCCUCUGCCAUGUCGACUGUCGCGUGCAUCAUUGCCACUGGCUUUCCAAAUCCACGUCAUGGACAAAAUGCUGUCUUCCAAGAAAUUGCCUGAUAUUUUUAAUGUACAGACCUUUGUAAUUAUAUUUUCAAUGUAUUGCUCGAGAUUAUAAUUUCACUGUUUAUUUGUAAAUGUCCCUUUAUACAUUUUUGAGACUUCUAAAGUUAACAAUGCGCACUUUAAAACACGAGCCAGAGGCUUGAAGCAACAUUACUUUGUUAUUACACCACCUCAACCCUUUUUGGUUGUUUUAUAGGCCUAAUGUACUGCCAAUUUGAUAUUUAAUUUAGCC
This is a messenger RNA of Esox lucius (northern pike), 1528 nucleotides long. It is a transcript of the gene atoh1a, whose product is annotated as atonal bHLH transcription factor 1a. The transcript has a single exon. The record is from RefSeq and is a predicted model, not a curated record. Gene Ontology annotation, molecular function: protein dimerization activity. The coding region runs from base 88 to 993 and encodes 301 amino acids. Lineage: Eukaryota; Metazoa; Chordata; Actinopteri; Esociformes; Esocidae.